AUGCAACGGCGUCACAUGGCCGCAGCCCAUCAUUCGGUCGAAAGCUGACCUAUGCUUUAAUCCGGCCUCCAUCUUCCCUCUACCAGAUCGUUCAUCUUUUACCUUUUCAACUUCCCACACUUCCGGUGGCUUCCACAUCCUUGGUUGCUAACUGCGUCCUCAUUCAAAAGGACAGAGGAUGGUUCUCUACGUUCUUUCACGGCGUUUAACGAGUGGAACAACGACGGCGCAGCCUUCCCUGGCCUUGCGUCUCGCUUUCUGUUCGAGAUCAUAUUCUACUUCGUUCAGAGAAGAAAAAGAUACCUUUGGACCAAUUCAAGUUCCAUCCGACAGAUUAUGGGGAGCGCAAACUCAAAGGUCGUUGCAGAAUUUUGAUAUUGGUGGCGAGCGUGAACGAAUGCCUGAACCCAUUAUUCGCGCCUUUGGCAUCUUAAAGAAAGCCGCUGCGAAGGUGAACAUAGAAUAUGGACUUGAUCCCACCAUUGGGAAAGCUAUAAUGAGGGCAGCACAAGAAGUAGCCGAGGGGAAGCUAAAUGACCAUUUUCCACUAGUUGUAUGGCAAACUGGCAGUGGCACUCAAAGCAACAUGAAUGCUAAUGAGGUUAUUGCAAACAGAGCAGCUGAGAUUCUUGGUCAUAAGCGUGGUGAAAAGUUUGUGCACCCAAAUGACCAUGUCAAUAGAUCACAAUCUUCUAAUGACACAUUCCCAACUGUAAUGCACAUUGCAGCUGCAAUGGAAAUAAAUUCAAGACUAAUUCCAAAACUGAAAACCUUACAUUCUUCACUACAUUCCAAGUCUGUUGAGUUCAAAGAUAUUGUGAAGAUUGGGCGCACCCAUACUCAAGAUGCAACUCCAUUAACUCUUGGGCAGGAAUUUAGUGGCUAUACUACACAAGUGAAGUAUGGAAUUGAUCGAGUGAUGUGUACUUUACCCCGAAUUUAUCAGCUGGCACAGGGUGGAACAGCUGUUGGGACUGGAUUGAAUACAAAGAAGGGGUUUGAUGUUAAGAUAGCAGCAGCAGUAGCUGAGGAAACAAACCUGCCUUUUGUCACAGCAGAAAAUAAGUUUGAGGCCUUGGCUGCCCAUGAUGCUUUUGUUGAAACCAGUGGAGCCCUCAACACAGUCGCAACAUCUUUAAUGAAGAUUGCAAAUGAUAUACGUUUAUUGGGAAGUGGUCCACGUUGUGGCCUUGGUGAACUCAUUCUUCCUGAAAACGAACCUGGAAGCAGUAUUAUGCCUGGGAAGGUUAAUCCUACCCAGUGUGAGGCUCUAACAAUGGUCUGUGCACAGGUCAUGGGAAACCAUGUAGCCAUCACAGUGGGUGGAUCAAAUGGUCAUUUUGAACUCAAUGUAUUUAAACCGAUGAUUGCAAGUUGUCUCCUGCAUUCACUUAGACUGCUCGGAGAUGCAUCAGCUUCCUUUGAAAAGAAUUGUGUAAGAGGUAUUCAAGCUAAUAGGGAAAGAAUUUCAAAAUUAUUGCAUGAGUCACUAAUGCUUGUCACAUCUUUGAACCCAAAAAUUGGCUAUGACAAAGCCGCGGCAGUUGCCAAGACAGCCCACAAAGAGGGAGCCACUCUUAAGGAAGCUGCAUUGAAGCUUGGAGUACUUACCUCUGAAGAAUUUGACACUCUUGUGGUGCCUGAGAAAAUGAUUGGCCCAACUGAUUGACCAAUUGCAAGGUUUUUAAAAGUUCCAGGGAUAAUUCCCUGCCCCAUUUAAGUAUUAUUUUUUAACCUAAUCCUUUGAUUGGGUUGAGGAAUGAUUGAUUCAAUAAGCUAAAUUUUGACGUCCAAAAUUGAUAUUCUUGAGGGAGGAACCCCUCCAGAUUUGACAGUAUACAAUAAUGCGGGACUUGCUCACCCAAAAUAAAGGAAAACUAUUGUCA
Molecule: messenger RNA, 1886 nt
Organism: Prosopis cineraria
Lineage: Eukaryota; Viridiplantae; Streptophyta; Magnoliopsida; Fabales; Fabaceae
Product: fumarate hydratase 1, mitochondrial
Exons: 17
Coding region: 179-1669 (496 amino acids)
Biological process (GO): fumarate metabolic process; tricarboxylic acid cycle; malate metabolic process
Cellular component (GO): tricarboxylic acid cycle heteromeric enzyme complex; mitochondrion
Molecular function (GO): fumarate hydratase activity
Source: RefSeq, a predicted model, not a curated record